This is a messenger RNA of Lates calcarifer (barramundi perch), 1400 nucleotides long. Its product is annotated as class I histocompatibility antigen, F10 alpha chain. Bases 106 to 1278 code for a protein of 390 amino acids. NCBI's taxonomy places the organism in Eukaryota, Metazoa, Chordata, Actinopteri, Centropomidae. The transcript is spliced from 9 exons. Gene Ontology annotation, biological process: immune response. The record is from RefSeq and is a predicted model, not a curated record. Gene Ontology annotation, cellular component: external side of plasma membrane.
UUUCAUGUUAGUUGAGCUGAAUCGAUGAAGGAAACGAGGUAGAUCGUGGCGAACUUAAAAUGACUUGAUAUUAAAUGUCUUUCUUUGACUCAUUGUCAUAUCAAAAUGAGACGUGUUAUUUUGUUCCUGUUCCUGUGCCACGCUGCAUCUGCAGUGACACAUUCACUGAAGUAUUUCCAAACAGCAUCAUCAGGAAUCCCAGGCUUACCAGAGUUUGUCAGUCUGGGAAUGUUAGAUGGAGUGCAGAUGGUUUAUUAUGACAGUAACAUCAGGAAAGUAAUUCCCAAGCAGGACUGGAUGGCUGAGAAUGAAGGACCUGAGUACUGGGAGAGACAGACUCAGGCCUCCAUUGGUGCUGAGCAGAUCUUCAAAGUUAACAUUGAAACUGCCAAGAAUCGCUUCAAUCAGACUGGAGGUGUCCACAUCGCCCAGAGGAUGUUUGGUUGUGAGUGGGACAAUGAGACUGCAGAGGUCAGUGGUUAUUAUCAAGACAGUUAUGAUGGAGAAGACUUCAUAGUUUUUGACCUGAAGACAGAGACAUGGAUCGCUCCAAAACCACAGGCUGUCAUCACCAAACUCAAGUGGGACAAUAACAAAGCUUCGAUCGCUCAGUGGAAGAACUACCUGACCCAGGUUUGUCCUGAGUGGCUGAAGAAGUAUGUGGACUAUGGGAGGAGCUCUCUGCUGAGAACAGCCCUUCCCUCAGUGUCUCUCCUCCAGAAGACUCCCUCCUCUCCAGUCAGCUGCCACGCUACAGGUUUCUACCCUGACAGAGCCAUGAUGUUCUGGAGGAAAGAUGGAGAGGAGCUUCAUGAGGACGUGGACCGAGGAGAGAUCCUCCCCAACCAUGAUGGAACCUUCCAGAUGAGAGCUGACCUGAACAUUUCAUCAGUCUCACCUGAAGACUGGAGGAGGUACGACUGUGUGUUUCAGCUCUCUGGUGUGAAGGAGGACAUCAUCACCAAACUGGACCAAGCAGAGAUCAGGACCAACAGGGAGACGUCCAGUGAUGUGACCGUCUUCAUCAUCGCUGCAGUGGUUGUAGUUUCUCUCGUCCUCAUCAUCAUCAUCGUCAUUGGAUUUGUGGUUUACAAAACAAAGAAAGGGAAAUCAGAGAAAUCCUCUCAACAAAACUCAGACACUUCUUCAUGUAUCUCUGAUGAUUCUGCAAAAGAAAGUGACAAAGCACUGAUGAAAGAGCCAGACACACUUUCAUAUAAUUCUUACCAUUCCACCGGAGCAAGUAUAGGCAGCACCACACCACUGAUGAAAAGAUAAGUGACAGUUUGAAGAGGAGGGUGAACUCCGCUCUAUAAUAAUCUGCAACAUUGAACUACAGCAAAGACAAUCUGUAAUCUAUAUACAAAACAUACACAAAAGCAUCACACCACCCAAAUGGA